GACAAUCGUGCAAGAUACGAAGCGCUGCACGAUUUCUGCCACUUUCCAAGUAACUCCACGGCGAGAGGGACACUACGGAGUGAGGAGUGAGGAAGCUGCCCACUGCCUUGCUUCUCCUCUAGACCACAGAAAUGCGACUUUCCAAUGUCCUCGAAGUAGCCACUGACCUGUUACUAAGUCAGAGAGAUCUCCGUUACUGCCUUGUCAUUGUGGCAGAGCCUAGCGACCAGGUGUCUUCGAGCGAGAGGGAUCGGCUUUGGCUCCGGCGUAUUUUUAAUAGAAGAGGUAUUCCGCUUAUCGCGUCUGGCCCUGGAAGUGAGUCCACUAAUGGGACAGCAUUACAACAAGGAAAGAUCUCAGUUGGGUGCGCCGUGAGGGUCAUGUUUGCAAGCGAUAAUUGGCAAUCUGGCAACUCGAUCAUCCCUAACCAAAUCCUCGGAAAUUCUCGGCUCCACGUCCUGUUCUUGGAUGUUCAACCAAAACAGUCAGGCAGCGGCAGAAUUCAUGAACUGCUAACGUCUCAAAAACUGAAAAAAGUUCACCAUGCUCUCUUGCUGACAACAACAAUUAAGGCCUCAGGUGAGGUUGCCAUGUACGGUAGAUGUCUCCACUGUGCAACGAGGAAGACGGGAAUACAGUACCUAGAUUCCUGGACUCCCCAGAAAGGAUUCCUGAGACGAGUGGACAUCUCACGCGAACUGUUCAGCAAUUUCCACGGCCAUGUCUUCGAGACGGUUACGAUGGACUUUGCCCCUUUCAUCGACUACACACGAACUAUCGAUGAACCUGGCGGAGUAACAAUCCCAAAGGACUCCAUGGACGUUCGCAUCCUGAAGGAGGCGGCGAGGCUGCUCAACUUCUCUUAUAUCAUGCGUGAGCCUAAGGAUAAUCAGUGGGGAUACCUCCUCGAAAACGGUUCCUGGACCGGCACCGUGGGUACCAUUCAGCGCGCCGAGGCCGAUUUCUCCAUGAUGCUGUCCGUGACUUGGGAACGAACUUACGCUGUCACUUUCACGAGGGCGUAUUACGUGGAACCAAUGUCAUUCGUCAUGAGAAAGCCGGGGCCUCUGCCACAGUGGCAAGCCCCUAUCAAGCCCUUUACAUGGGAGACAUGGAUCUACCUGGUUGUGGUGACUAUUUUCUCCGGACCAGUGUUGUGGGUCAUCUUCAGACUAACGCCGGCAAGACACUUCCUGGAGGAGGAGAAGGCAAAAAAGCCCAAAGGCAAGGCUAUGAGGUCUGGGAUCGCCAUAGAAGAGCAGGAUUUAAGUUUUGGCGAACUCUGCUUGUAUAUGAUAGCUCCAUUGCUGGGUCAACCUUCUCCGUUUUUACUAAGGUCCUCCAGCGGCAAAACCUUUUGCUGCUUGUGGUGGUGGUUCUGCUUUCUGGCGACGACCCUGUACAGAGGGAAUCUUAUCGCCGGUCUCACCGUCCCAGGAGUCAGCCCAACUUUGGAUACGCUCGAGGAAUUGGCUGAUAGCAAUAUUAAGUGGGGGAUGCUGAACACUUACGGAUCAGAUUACCAGCUCUUCAGAGCAUCAACUGUUCCAGUAUACAUGAAGCUAUUUCAGAAGAUGCACUUCAACGGCGAACGCGAUUCAAUGGAACUGGUCCUGCGCGGCGGAUACGCGUUCAUAUCCUGGAAAACCUACUUCAGAAACAUUAUAGUGAGGGAUUACUCCGACAAGAAUAGGGAGACGAAGAUUCGAAUCGCUCGCGAAGAAUUCUUUCCCGGUGGUUUUGGGUGGUCCUUCCCGAAGGGAUCCGCUUACACGGAGAGUUUCGACCGCCUCUUCCAGCGCAUCAUCGAGGCCGGUCUGAUCAAGCAGUGGAUGAAGGACCUGAUUAGCCUCUCGGCCUCGGGAGCCACUGCGUCUACGUCGACUUCCUCCUCCUCCAGCAUCAUCGAGGUGGAAGAGAAGGGCCUUCAGGCUUUCACAGUUUACCACCUGCAGGGUACCUUCUACUUGAUGGUGGGAGGCUAUUCCCUCGCCGGGCUCCUUUUGAUUUCAGAGAUAUUCUUCGGAAACAAAGAAUGAAAGGCUGGGAAUCAUUCCCUCCGUGCAUGAACGCCCGCACAUACGGGCAAGAGGGGGCACUUGCUCCCACCCUGAAAUC
Molecule: messenger RNA, 2118 nt
Organism: Macrobrachium nipponense
Lineage: Eukaryota; Metazoa; Arthropoda; Malacostraca; Decapoda; Palaemonidae
Product: ionotropic receptor 93a-like
Exons: 11
Coding region: 132-2039 (635 amino acids)
Cellular component (GO): membrane
Molecular function (GO): ligand-gated monoatomic ion channel activity
Source: RefSeq, a predicted model, not a curated record